AUGAGCUCACAAAUAAAAAAUGCUGUCCAAGGUUGUCCGGUGUGUGCCAAGUUCGCGUCGUCACAGCCUAAUCCACCGAUGCUGAGCCACAGCAUUCCAAUUUAUCCAUUUCAGCUAAUAUCGAUGGAUGUUUUCUUUUUGGAAUAUCGUAAUACCAAAUGCAAAUGGUUGGUCACCGUAGACCAUUAUUCGGAUUUUUUCGAAUUGGAUAUUCUUCCGAAUUUAACACCAGAAUCAGUGAUAGCUGCUUGCAAAGAAAAUUUUGCUCGUCAUGGGACACCACAAAGGGUGAUAACAGACAACGGAACACAUUUCGUUAGCCGCAAAAUGGUCGAAUUUGCAACAAACUGGGAUUUCGAACACGUUACCUCCUCUCCUCAUCAUCAACAAGCCAACGGAAAAUCGGAAGCAGCAGUCAAGAUUGCAAAGCGAUUGAUCAGGAAGGCUGAUGAAACGGGCGCCGAUUAUUGGUUUGCUCUUCUUCACUGGCGCAAUAUUCCAAACAAAAUUGGAUCCAGUCCAGCAGCUCGAUUGUUUCGACUGCAGCUGCCAAUUUAA
Molecule: messenger RNA, 558 nt
Organism: Uranotaenia lowii
Lineage: Eukaryota; Metazoa; Arthropoda; Insecta; Diptera; Culicidae
Exons: 1
Coding region: 1-558 (185 amino acids)
Biological process (GO): DNA integration
Molecular function (GO): nucleic acid binding
Source: RefSeq, a predicted model, not a curated record